Notolabrus celidotus (New Zealand spotty) is the source of this 1832-nucleotide messenger RNA. RefSeq names its product zinc-binding protein A33-like. The coding region runs from base 1 to 1413 and encodes 470 amino acids. Lineage: Eukaryota; Metazoa; Chordata; Actinopteri; Labriformes; Labridae. Gene Ontology annotation, molecular function: zinc ion binding; protein binding. The record is from RefSeq and is a predicted model, not a curated record. The transcript is spliced from 6 exons.
AUGGCAGCAACAAGUUCACACUCUGCCGAGGAUCUACUUUGUCCUCUAUGCAAUGAGAUUUAUAGCGUUCCUGUUCUCCUAAAUUGUGGCCACAAUAUCUGUAAAGUGUGUUUACAGAAAGACUCGGAAUGGAAAAGAUGCAGAGAAUGUCCUGUGUGUGGUGUCAAGUCUGCUCCUGGGAGGCCUCCUAUCAAUUUGCAGCUAAAGAUAGCUGUAGAUGAAUAUCAAGUGCAGAGGAUCCGCGGGACACCAGAGGUUUGUUGCAUUCACACCGAGAGGCUGAAUAUUUUUUGUCACAACGAUGAAGAGCCCAUCUGUCUCGUCUGCCAAACAUCAAGAAAGCACAAAGUUCACGAGUGCAGCCCGGUGGAAGAAGCAGCACGACAGAGAAAGAAAGAAAUUUCAGCCAUGCUGGAGCCCUUGAAGAAGAAACUCAAAAUGCUGAACAAGAAAAAGGAGCAGUGGGAAGAAACAAAGAACUACAUACAGACCCAGGCUACUCAAUGUGAGAGAGCCAUCAAGGAGGAGUUUGAGAAGCUACAUCUCUUCCUUAAGGAGGAGGAAAACUCCAGACUGAAGGUGCUCAGACAGGAAGAGGAAGUGAAGAAGCAGGUGAUGUGUAAGAAGCUGGGAAACAUCAAGGACCAGAUCAACAGCCUCUCUGCCACCAUCAGUGAUAUAGAGAAAACACUCAGGGUGAAUGAUUUACCUUUUCUACAGGACUACAAGGAAACAAAGAAAAGAGUCAAAAUCAUCGUCCAAGAGCCAGAGUGUAUCAGAGAUAUCUUGGUCAAUUCUGCAAAACAUUUGGGAUUACUGAAGUACAAAGUCUGGAGGAAGAUGGCUGAUGUCAUUAAACACGUUCCUGUCACUCUGGAUCCAAAUACAGCCCAGUCCAACCUGAGGUUCUCUGAAGAGUUGACCUGUGUGCAGUACAGCAAUCAGCAGCUCCUACCUGACAACCCUGAACGAUGCACCAGCCGUGUGUGUGUGCUGGGGGCGACAGGUUUCACGUGGGGGAAGCACAGCUGGACCGUAGAUGUGGGCCAGGGCAAAGACUGGUACAUUGGAGUGGCCCUGGAGUCCAUCAAAAGAAAGACUGCAGUCUUCCUCGACCCUGCAGAGGGAUUCUGGGUGAUAGGCCUGAUGAACGGAGACUCGUACUGGGCUCAGACCUCGUCUCGUAUUAAGCUUGUGUUGAAGCAGAAGCCUGAGAAGAUUACUGUGAAAGUGGACUAUGACAGAGGGAAAGUAGUCUUCAUCAAUGCCACUGACCUGACAACAAUACACACAUUCAUUGAUAGAUUUACAGAGAGGAUUUACCCCUAUUUAUCCCCUGGACUGUAUGAUGAGAUCAAAAACUCCAGCCCACUGAAAAUCUGUCCUCUGAACAUACGGGUGGAGUUGGAAUAGACUCACAUGUGUUAUGGACACAAGAAGAAACAUGCUGUAUAGUUUAAAUAUCAUCAGUGUUUCUCAGGAACUUUAGUAUCUAACUGUCAGAUACUGUAUUAAAUGACAAUACGGACACAUAUUUGAUCAACAAACAAACUUACAAUUCUGACUUAAAAUUGUUUAAUCUUUCAAAACACAUUCUGCAAUUCUGUACAUUCUUUGAGGUUUUUGUUUUUUUAGGUGUUAUUAACUGUCAUCUUUGUUUUUGGGUCUCCUCUGUGACACCAUAUCCUUCAGUUUAGAGUCCAGUUUCCUUUGCAGAUAGGCCUUUUUAUUGGGGUCCAUUGAUUUGUCUUUCUUCCCACUCCCAGCAUACAGAACGCCUUCUUUGCUUAUUCUCAUCCGAGCAUGAGACUUGGCUUUAUCUCCACAGCCGU